CAUCAGACAUGAGUGCCCCUAAAGGUCAAGUCUUCGUCAACUGAUACCAAGUUUUUGCCCAUUGAUGAGUAAACCUUUGUCAAUAGUAGCCUCCCUCAAAGCCUUUUGUUCAUUCUGAAACCUAAGCCUGAUAAAGGAAGAAACUUGCAACAGUUGUUCAGGGAAUUUGGGUCCAUCUGUAAUCUUAAUCCAAGGAAAAUGGCUGAAAUAGGCACAGCUGUGGCGUCAACAUUAAUAGAGCGUGUGGUGGAUGCAAUUAUAGGUCGUGCUCGAUGUUUAUUCUAUUUCAAGAAGUCUGUUGUUGAACUUCAAAAAUCAAAGAGAGAGUUGGAGAAGUCAUUGCAGCACAUGAGAGAACGUGUUAAAGAAGCCACGACAAAUGCAGAGAAGAUUGUGCAACCAGUUGAAGAGUGGCUGAAAGAUGUGGAAAGGGUUCUGGAAGAUGUGCAGGGGCUGGAAGAAAGGGUGGAGGAAAGUGAAUGCUGUUUGAACAUGACAUUUAAGUAUUCUCUAGCAAAAGAGGUAAUAUGCAUGACGCUGCAAAUGAAUGUGGUGAACAACAAUAACAAAUUUGAGCCAUUUUCACACCCCAUUAAACUCUCAAGCAUGAAUUACUUCUUUCCCAAAGACUUUGUGGCAUUGGAUUCUAGGAAGCCAGUUUAUGAAGAGCUACUGCAUGCAAUCCAAGAUGAGAGGAGCAAUGUGAUUGGAAUGGUUGGUGUGGAAGGUUCAGGUAAAAGCACUUUAGCAAGAGUGGUGGGGAAGCAAUUAGAGGAGUCAAAGCUUUUUGACAAUGUGGUUAUGACAAUUGUGUCUCAAGAUGUCAAAUUGAGAGAUAUUCAAGGUCAAAUUGCUGAUCACUUGAGCUUUUCAUUGAUGGAAGAGACAGAACUUGGCAGGGCACUACGGUUAUCUCACAGGUUAAAAACUGAGAAGAUUCUCAUCAUCUUGGAUGGUGUAUGGGAGAAGCUGGACUUGGAAGCUAUUGGGAUUCCAUUGAAUGAGAAUGAGAAGAGAUGUUGCGUCCUCCUUACCACCCGUAACCAAGAAGUUUGCACCUCAAUGAACUGCCAAACAGUGAUUGAACUCUCUUUGUUAGAUGAAGAUGAAGGUUGGGAUUUGUUCAAGCAGCGUGCACAAAUACAUGAUGAUUCUCCAGAAGAAUUGAGAGAGGUGGCUAAGAGAGUCUUUGACAAAUGCAAAGGACUGCUAGUUACCAUUGUGGCAGUGGCAAGAACUUUGAAGGGAAAGACUUUUACCAACUGGGAAUUGGCAUUAUUUAGACUAGAAACUUCUGAAUCAAUUGAUGUUCAAGAGGGCUUGACAAGUACCUAUGAAUGCAAUGAAUUGGAGGAAAUAAUUUGCUUGGAUUGGAAGGAUGCAGGUCAACUUAGAUACUUGUAUGCCCCUUCCCAGCCAGUUUUUCCCAAACUGAGGAAAAUCUUAAUCAAAGGAUGCAUCAAAUUGAGAAAAAUCUUCUUCCCUAGCAUGGUUUCAAGCCUCCCAGAGUUGAGAGAGCUGUCUGUACAAGAUUGCAAUGAAUUGGUAGAAAUUGUUUCUUCAGAGGAAGCUAGACAAUUGGCAAAUCUACCUUUUCAAUCUCAAAAAGUUUCUUUCCCCAAAUUGUGGAUGGUUGAGAUAGAAAGAUGCAACAAAUUGAAAUCAAUUUUCUUUUCAACCAUUGUUUCAAGCCUAUCAGAGUUGACACAGUUGUCUAUAUGCAACUGCAACAACUUAGAGGUAAUAAUUUCUUCAGAUUCCGAGGAAACACAGAAGCAUAGAAAUGUAAAUGCUCCUUUCCCACAAUUUUUCCCCAAACUAUGGAGGAUUAGCAUUGAGAAUUGCAGCAAACUGAAAACAUUCUUCUCUGCUACCACCGUUACAAGUCUACCAACGUUGCAACAGCUAAUUGUAAAGGACUGCAACACAUGGGAGGAAAUAAUUUCUCUAGAUUCAGAUCAAGCAGGACAAUUUAGAAAUCUGCAUCCUCUUUACAAUCAAGAAGACUGUUUCCCCAAACUUGGAAACGUCCAGAUUGAAAGAUGCAACUCAUUAAAAACAAUCUUCAUCAUGGAAAUUGUUUCAACCCUUUCAGAGUUGCUUGUGUUGACUGUAAGGGGUUGCGAAGAAUGGGUGAAAAUAAUGUCCUUAGGUUUAGAGCAAGCAAAACAAUAUGCUCCUUCCAAACAAAUUUGUUUCACCAAACUGCAGAAAAUUGAAAUUGAAAAUUGCAAAAGGCUUAAAACAAUUUUCUUUACAAACAUUGUUACAAGCCUUCCGGAGUUGGAACAAAUAGUUGUAAAGAACUGCGAUGAGUGGGAGGGCAUAGUUUCUUCAGAUUCAGAGGAAGAAAGACAGUAUAGAUUCCUUUCUACUUCUUCCCAAGAAGUUUGUUUUCCCAAAUUGAGGAAGAUUAGUUUGUUUUCCCAAAUUGAGGAAGAUUGAAGUCGAGA
This is a messenger RNA of Vigna angularis (adzuki bean), 2453 nucleotides long. Its product is annotated as probable disease resistance protein At4g27220. The record is from RefSeq and is a predicted model, not a curated record. The transcript is spliced from 2 exons. Bases 199 to 2445 code for a protein of 748 amino acids. NCBI's taxonomy places the organism in Eukaryota, Viridiplantae, Streptophyta, Magnoliopsida, Fabales, Fabaceae. Gene Ontology annotation, molecular function: ATP hydrolysis activity; ADP binding.